CGGGGCGCGUCGGGACGGGGCGGUCGCUGCGCUCCGAGCGGCGGGGACAGCACGCGGCGCGGCCAUGGCGGACGGGGACGGUUCCAGCGUGAAGAAGCGGCGGAAGAAGGAGAAGCGGGCGCUUGCGGAUGAUGAUGUAGCGGACAUUCAGCACACCGAGGACUUUCUCAUCAAGCCCGAGUCGCGGGUGGCGCAGCUGGACACGUCGCAGUGGCCCUUGCUGCUGAAGAACUUUGACAAGUUAAAUGUGAGGACAGCACACUACACACCUCUUCCUUCCGGUGCUAAUCCCCUGAAGAGAGAGAUUUCUGACUAUGUUAGGUCUGGCUUUAUUAACCUCGACAAACCCUCCAACCCAUCCUCUCACGAGGUGGUUGCGUGGAUCCGGCGCAUCCUGCGAGUGGAGAAGACGGGGCACAGUGGCACCCUGGACCCCAAGGUGACUGGGUGCCUCAUUGUGUGCAUCGAGAGGGCCACACGGCUGGUCAAAUCUCAGCAGAGUGCAGGCAAAGAGUAUGUGGGAAUUGUUCGGCUGCACAAUGCCAUUGAAAGUGAGGCUCAGCUGGCCAGGGCCAUAGAAACCCUGACAGGUGCCCUGUUUCAGCGGCCACCCCUCAUUGCUGCUGUCAAACGACAACUCAGAGUCAGAACCAUCUACGAGAGCAAGCUGGUGGAGUAUGAACCUGAGAGAAGAUUAGGUAUCUUCUGGGUGAGCUGUGAAGCAGGCACAUACAUCCGGACACUCUGCGUUCACCUGGGGUUGCUGCUGGGCGUGGGGGGCCAGAUGCAAGAGCUCCGCAGAGUCCGCUCAGGCAUCCUGGGAGAGAUGGACAACAUGGUGACCAUGCACGACGUGCUGGACGCCCAGUGGCAGUAUGACAACAACAAGGACGACAGCUACCUGCGAAGGGUCAUCCUGCCCCUGGAGAAGCUGCUGACCUCACACAAGAGGCUCGUCAUGAAAGACAGCGCGGUUAAUGCCAUUUGCUAUGGAGCCAAGAUCAUGCUGCCUGGUGUUCUGCGGUAUGAGGAUGGUAUUGAGCUUAACCAGGAGAUUGUUGUCAUCACCACAAAAGGAGAAGCCAUCUGCCUAGCCAUUGCCUUGAUGACCACAGCAGUCAUUUCUACGUGUGACCAUGGCAUUGUGGCAAAGAUCAAGAGAGUGAUCAUGGAGAGAGACACAUAUCCCCGGAAAUGGGGGCUGGGUCCCAAGGCCAGUCAGAAGAAGAUGAUGAUCCAGAAGGGUCUGCUGGACAAGCAUGGAAAGCCCAAUGAGAGCACACCAGAGUCCUGGAAGAAGGAGUAUGUGGAUUACAGGGACACUUCCAGGAAAGAAGCAGCUGCUGAUCACCGAGCUGUCUCAGAGGUGGACAGGGCUGCAAAAAGGAAGCGAGACUCAGAGAGUGAAAGUGAUGAAGCUGUGACCCCACCGUCCCCUGCCACACCACCACCAGAGGAGCUGAGCAAAAAGGAAAAGAAAAAGAAGAAGAAAGAGAAGAAGGCCAAAGAGGCAGCUGAGAGUGGGGGAGAACAAAUAGAAGUGACCAGUCAGACCAGCACCAAGAAGAAAAAGAAGAAACAAAAGGAGGUAGAAGAGAGCUCGGAGUAAACAACUGGAUCUGUCCAAAGCAGGCAACCUCAUCAAUAACGAGGGAGGAGUUUUAGGCCUUGAGAGGAGGAGGACUGGCUGUGUGGCAGAGGAGCCAGCAAGUUCCAAGUUCUUUUCUGCUGUUUAUAUGAGUGGGUGUUUGACCUGCUCAGGUGCCCCUCUUCAUCCUGUUUUAAGGGUUGCCAGAGGAGCGGGGUGCCUCACUGUCCCUGCACUGGAUUGAUCUCUAAAGCUGAGCACCAUGAUGCCAACAGAAGUGGUAUCUUCAGGGAGACUGUAGCUUCUGGCUCUUCUUUGGUCUCUGUUUUCACCUAGAGAGGGUGGAAUCAUCUUUCUGCCCCCUCAUGUACUGCCUCUUUCUUCCUCUUCUCACAAGGCUGAAGCUGUUACCUGGCAGUUAAAGAAUGUUAAAGAAUGCUGCCUGGAGGAGUGGCUUUGUCACAGCCCAUGUGAAUGGGUUUGCAUGGGGACAGUCAGAUCAGUUAUUUUUGAGGGACUGUGUUUUGUUUUAACCUGGCCACACACUUGGCUUGACCUUCGGUUAAAUGAGAACAAAUAGUCCACCCAGAUUAUUCUUCACUCCUUUUUUUCUCCCUAUAUCAUAAAAGGAUUAGAAAAUUUCA
Messenger RNA from Corvus hawaiiensis (hawaiian crow), 2232 nucleotides. It is a transcript of the gene DKC1, whose product is annotated as dyskerin pseudouridine synthase 1. Lineage: Eukaryota; Metazoa; Chordata; Aves; Passeriformes; Corvidae. The coding region runs from base 65 to 1609 and encodes 514 amino acids. Gene Ontology annotation, molecular function: RNA binding; pseudouridine synthase activity. The transcript has 15 exons. The record is from RefSeq and is a predicted model, not a curated record. Gene Ontology annotation, cellular component: box H/ACA snoRNP complex. Gene Ontology annotation, biological process: box H/ACA sno(s)RNA 3'-end processing; rRNA pseudouridine synthesis; mRNA pseudouridine synthesis.